Messenger RNA from Paramecium sonneborni, 1901 nucleotides. The record is from the annotation of a GenBank genome assembly. Lineage: Eukaryota; Ciliophora; Oligohymenophorea; Peniculida; Parameciidae.
AUGCUCGGAUUUCGAUAAUUAUCAUCUAAAUACACUCAUUCUGUCAAAAAGCUUAUUGUCAACAGCUUCAAUCUCUUUGGAGUAUAACCAAAAUUAACAAUCACAAAAGCUAAAUCAGUAAACACAUUCUUGGGAUCAACAUUUACAAUUUUGUUAUUAAUAAUGAUAAUUGCUUUACUUCUUUAUGAUUUAAAUGAAUUUACUUAAAGAGAGCAACCAAGAGUUAUAAUAUCUGAAAAUGAAAUAGACACAAAUAGAGUAUCUUUAUUUUUAAUAUCUUAUUAAGGAGUACUCUCUUGAUUAAUCUAAUUUCACAUUAGCCUUAGCUAUUUAUAAUAAAGAUUUUAUACCUAUAGAACAAAUGGAGAGAUAUUUUACAUUAUCAAUUCAAUUCUGUAAAAAAACCAAAAAUACAGAUCAAAAUUUAACUUAUUUGAAGUAAACUUUUAUUAAAGAUUAGAUAGUUGUACUAAUAUAGAAACAGUCCCAUGUCAAGAAAAUAAUUUUUAGAAUAAAGACUAUUAAAAAUAUUUUGUAGGAACUAAUCUUAGUAAUUUCAUGUGUAUAAAAAAUAAUUAGUUUGAUAUUCACAAACCAGUAUAUUUAAAUAACUAUAUAUUUAGAGUUUUUAAGGAUUAAAACAAUCAGAUAUAUACAAUUAUUUUACUAUCAAACUAUCUAUUUGUAGAAAUACCACUGAUCAGCAAGAUUGCUUUUCUGAAGAAAAUAUUAAAAUUUAACUCUUUCAAACUUAUUAUACUUACUAUCUUAUUGAUAAUCUAUUACAGUUAGAUAAUUCUUAAAAUUUAACUUAAUCAAUAUUAAGAAAACAUCAUCUCUAAAUUUAUAAUAACCAUUUAAGAUAAAUUAAGUAAUAAUAUAUGAUAUAUGAAAAUGUUGUCGAUAAAGCAUUUAUUUAUACAUAAAAUGAAUAUCAUCAUUAUUUACAAUUAUAAGAGUAAAAGGAAUUAUUAAUUUUCGAUCCUUCUAAUUUAUUAGUAGAUUAAGAAAUCGAUCUCAAUUAUAAAUAAACUAAACUUAUUAUCUCUUAUAUGAAAGUCUCAACAUUCUUGAGUAAAUUUGGAGGAUAUAUCAUUAUUAUUUACAUCUUUUUUAAUAUUUUAUUACAGCCAAUAAAUAAACUAUUUUAUUUGAUUCAUUUAAGUAAUAAAAUCUUUCGUUUUAAGAUAUUACAAAAUGAUUUUAAUUUAUGUUAAUAAGGUAAUGAUUAAAUAGUACAAAAUUCAGCCUAUUAUUAAAAUAUAGAAAGUCCUAAUUCUUAUUGUUUGGUAAAUGUAAAUGAAAAUCUGAUACUUCAAAAUUCUAGGAUUUUUACUUAUUUAUAAAAUCUAAAAAAUAGUCUAAAACUAACUUGGGGUUAAAUUAUAACAAUUUUGCUUGGAUGUAGUAAAGAUUAAAAAAAUUAAUUGAAAUAAGCAGAAAUUAAAUUAAAUUAGAAAAUUGAUGUGACCUUUUUAAUAAAGAAAUUAAUGGAAUUAGAAAAAUUAAAAUAUAUUCUUCUUAAUGAUGAUCAAUUAAAUUUAUUUAAUAGUGCUUAAAAACCAAUAUUAUUUUUUGAUGAAAAGAAUUAUAAUAACUAAAAGUAAUAUUUUGAUGAAGAUUCAAAACUCACAAAAAUUUAAAAGGGUUUUAAGUCAUAUGUUAGUCUUUAAUAAAAAUCAUAAAAAGGAGCAACAGAUUUAAAACUUUUAUCUUUGCUAGAUAAUGAUAUAAUAAAUCUAUAUGAAUAAUUAUAUCGAGAUAUCACUUUUAAAUCAUUUUUCUAAAAUAUAACAUUAAAAGAGUCUAAAACAUUAAAAUCGAAAAAAAAUUCAAAAGGAGGUUCUCCAGAUUAAUAGAUGCACAAACAUGUUAAAUUAUAGACCAAUGCUGAUUAGUGA